AUGAGCGACGCCAAAGAUAUCGACAGCGCCAUUCGGGCCACCAGUAUCGACUUCGAUCCUAAGUCUGGCACCUCCGGAUCGAGUGCCGAAGCGACGUUGCAACAUGGCAGCCCCGAGGUCAUCGACGCAACCGCCGAACAGGCUGAACAAGAGAAGAAGAGGAGGUCAUGGCGUACCCAAUUGGCAUUCUUCAAGACACGGGAUUUCUGGUUCAUCUUGAUUCUGGGUCAGGUUCUGUCUAUCUGCAUCACCGGCACAAACACCUUGACCUCGCUCCUGGGGUACGCCGGGACUAGCAUCCCGGCUUUCCAGUCUCUGUUCAACUACGUGCUGCUCAAUAUCAUCUACACGAGCUACACGAUCUACAAAUAUGGGUUCCGGAAAUGGACUCGGCUGUUAUGGCGAGAUGGAUGGAGGUAUAUCAUUCUCGCCUUUUUCGACGUCCAAGGAAACUACUUCACCGUCCUUGCUUACGAAUACACCACUAUUCUUUCUGCCCAAUUGAUUAAUUUCUGGGCCAUCGUCGUCGUGGUCGUCCUCUCCUUCCUUUUCCUGAAGGUCCGCUACCACUGGGCUCAGAUCCUGGGAAUUCUGAUCUGCAUUGGCGGCAUGGGUAUCCUGCUUGCCUCUGACCACAUCACCGGUUCCAAUAGCUAUAGUGUCUCCUCCGGGCACCAAUUGAAAGGUGACCUCUUUGCUCUUGUUGGAGCCACCGCAUACGGGCUCUGCAACGUCUACGAAGAGUGGUUUGUGUCGGGUCGGCCUUUGUAUGAAGUCAUCGGUCAACUUGGCUUCUGGGCCAUGUUCAUCAACGGCGUGCAAGCUGCCAUCUUUGAUCGCCACUCAUUCCAGACAGCUCACUGGAACGCAAAGGUCGGUGGCUAUCUCACAGGCUAUACACUGAUCCUUACGAUUUUUUACACCUUGGUGCCGAUUCUGUACCGAUUUGCCAGCGCCGCCUUCCAGAAUAUUUCCUUGUUGACGAGCAAUUUCUGGGGUGUCAUCAUUGGCAUCAAAGUCUUCCAUUUGCACGUGCAUUACCUAUACCCCAUUGCGUUUACACUCAUUAUGGUCGGUCAUUUCGUUUACUACUUUGGAAAGGGUGUCAUGGGUGAAGCGUCCAAGGCCUGGCUCGGCGAGAAUCAGGAGAAAGGAAUUGAUGGGUUUGGGUCCGCAAAGAGAAGGAUCAGGAAGAUGCAAGAGAGUGCAGCGGGUCCAGGAGGUCCAGGUAUGGAAGGGACCGAAAGUGCCGGGGUGGUGUGA
This is a messenger RNA of Capronia epimyces CBS 606.96, 1263 nucleotides long. RefSeq lists its product as uncharacterized. Gene Ontology annotation, cellular component: membrane. The coding region runs from base 1 to 1263 and encodes 420 amino acids. Lineage: Eukaryota; Fungi; Ascomycota; Eurotiomycetes; Chaetothyriales; Herpotrichiellaceae. Gene Ontology annotation, molecular function: transmembrane transporter activity. The transcript is spliced from 2 exons. The record is from RefSeq and is a predicted model, not a curated record. Gene Ontology annotation, biological process: transmembrane transport.